Molecule: messenger RNA, 3420 nt
Organism: Strongylocentrotus purpuratus (purple sea urchin)
Lineage: Eukaryota; Metazoa; Echinodermata; Echinoidea; Camarodonta; Strongylocentrotidae
Exons: 1
Coding region: 1-3420 (1139 amino acids)
Biological process (GO): proteolysis
Molecular function (GO): aspartic-type endopeptidase activity
Source: RefSeq, a predicted model, not a curated record
AUGGCGGAGGACAAGAAGUCACUGAAACUCAAGAGAAGGGGAGCGAAGGCCAGGUUUACACGACACAGCAAUGGUCUUCAGAUGUUGCUCGACAACAACCGAGUAGAGCCAGAGGUUCAAUCUGCAUUUGACAAAGUUGAGCAAGCAUUUGAAGCAUUACAAGAAGCGCAUGAAAAUUUCGCUUUGACUCUUGAUGAUGAUGCUGAGUUUGAGACAGAGGAGCAGUGGAUAAAUGAUUGCCAGAAGGAAUUCAUGGAACUACAGAUAACGGUCACUGAUUACUGUUCUCAAACAAGCCCAGACGUUAAGACACCAGCAGAACAAGUAUCAUCACAGUUUGAGAUGCCGCCGGUAGAGAGAGAGGCUUCUACACCACCGGAGUCUACAAGUGCGCCUCCACCUCCAGAUCAGAGUCCAGACACUUCUCCAAGCAUGGCAGCUGCCAGGUGUAGUUUUAAAGUGGAGAAGCCAAAGUUGCCCAAGUUUGCUGGAGAUGUUCGGGACUAUGAGAUAUUCAAGUCAGACUUCAUUCACAUGGUUGAAUCGCAGUAUGGAAAACGUGAUGCCAUGACAAUCUUGAGAAGCUGUCUAGUGAGCCGUGCACAUGAUAUUAUCCAAGGGAUAGGAAGUGAUUAUGACACGGCAUGGGAGCUCUUGGACUCUAUGUAUGGCGACCCCAGAAUCGUAGCAGAUACUAUCAUCAAUGACUUAACCAAAUUCAGACCCUUGAAGGAAAACGAGGAUAAUAGAUUUUGUGAAUUGGUUAAUCUUGUAAGAAGAAGCUACAACAUCCUCAAGCUUGUGGGGAAGAAGAGCGAUAUGGACAACAGUCAUAUGCUAGCCACCAUAGAAAGAAAGAUGUGCCCUAAUGACAGAAAGAAUUGGUUUAGAUACCAAGAAACAGAGAAGCAAACUGCAGGUCUUCAAACUUUGUUGACAUGGUUAAACCUAGAAAUGAAGGCACGAAUUAGAUCUUCAGCGCCAUUGAGAUCCCAAAGCGAAGGCCGUUCAGCAAACGUCAACCAAAUGUCAAUGAAAGAGAAGAAUAAACCAGCCUACAGUGAUAGACGUCAUGAAGAUCAGCCACCGGACCGAAUUCAAAGACAACAUCGAUGCUGGUAUUGCAAGACGGAUGAACACUGGAUCGAUCAGUGUAAGCGCCUGACAUCUAUGGGUGCCCCAGAGAGACUUAAGUUCUUCAAAGAAAACAGAUGCUGCUUUAGCUGUUUGAAAAAAGCAGGGAAAAAUCACUUCAUGGCAAACUGCAGAAGAAGGCAGAGGUGUCCAGAGCAAGGGUGUACUUACUACCAUCAUCCUUUGCUUCAUAUGGAAGUGGGUCACCAAUCAGAGAAUGAGAGCAGUAAAAACAACGUUAACGUUGCAACUACUGUCGGAGCUUCACUUCUGCCAAUCCUAACCAUAGACAUUGCCAGUGAUUUACAGACAAGAGCAAAUGUUCUGCUAGAUAGCGGCUCACAAGUUAGUUUGAUCAAGAACUCACUAGCAGAGAAACUCCACUUGACUGGUACCAGAACUAGAAUCACCAUUAAAAAACUUGGUGAAGUUGAGGAAGAGUUGGAGACAUUCAAAUACAAGUUGCCGAUUCGGGAAGCGAAUACAUCCAAGAAACAUCAGUUCAUCAAAGUUGUAGGUGUACCUUCAAUCACGGAGGAAGAAGCUGUAAGUGUGAAAGACCUAGCAGAUCAGUUCGAUAUUCCCAACCUGAAUCGAGAUAGUGGACCUGUAGAAGUUCUGAUAGGCGUUGACUAUCCAAGAUACAUUGUAGGCGGAAAACUGAAGAAGAGAAAAAACUGUAUCGCAAGAAAGACUCCGUUAGGAUGGGUAAUCUUCGGCGGCACAGACAAGAGAACCAUUUGUGUGAAUGUGCUACAUGUCGCAGUCCAGAACCCCGAUCUGUCAGAAUUUUGGCGACUGGAAUCACAAGGGGUAGGUUGUCAGUGCCAAGAGACUACCAAGCUAACCAAGCAAGAACAGAUAGAGGAAGAAAUCAUCAGAGCUUCUUCGCAGAAUAAAGGAAAGAAAUGGGAGAUAGCCUAUCCAUGGCAACGGGAUCCUCAUGAACUCCCAGAUAACAAAAGUCAAGCAGUGAAAAUACUGGAGUCUACUGAGAAGAGACUUGCUAGAAAUCCAGGGCAUGCAGAGGCCUAUAACAAGCAAAUUCAUGAACUGGAAGAAAUGGGAUUUGCUAAGAAACUAACAGCAGCAGAUAUCAAGAAUUAUGAAGGGCCAGUUCAUUACAUAUCACACCAUGCGGUUGUGAGGCCAGAAAAGAAGAGCACCCCUCUCCGAAUAGUCUUCAAUUCAUCAGCAUCAUUCCAAGGUCAUCGAUUAAACGAGUACUGGAUGAAAGGCCCUGAUCUCCUGAACAAUCUGAUUGGAGUACUUCUGAGAUUCAGGGAAAACAAAGUGGCCUUAUGCGGGGAUAUAUCUAAGAUGUAUCAUCGAGUAUCAAUCCCAGAGAGUGACCAACAUGUUCACAGGUUCCUAUGGAGGGACAUGGAUGAGCACAGAGAACCUGACAUCUAUAUGAUGAAAGUUGUCACGUUCGGUGACAAACCUGCACCUGCGAUAGCCCAGACUGCCCUUAAGCUUACAGCAGAGCAAGGAGAGAGUACACAUCCUCAGGCAGCUUCUGUUUUAAAGAGGAAUGUGUACAUGGAUGAUAUUUGCGACUCUGUAAGGACUGUAGAUGAAGCCAGGAAACUCAGUGCCGAGAUGGAUGAAGUGUUGAAUGAAGGUGGCUUCAAGGUCAAAGGGUGGAUUUCUAAUGAAUCAGAUGUCGGAGACCUCACCCAGGGAAAGAUGAAAUUGUUGGAUGAGAUAGCUGAAGAGAAGGUCCUUGGAGUAGUUUGGGACAGAGAAAAUGACACCUUCUCUUACAAAGUAAAGCUGAAAGACAGUGUAAUGAGAUCAGCAACAGAUGGAGAGAGUCAAGAAAAAUUGACUAAGAGAAAGAUCCUUGGUCAGAUUGCCCACAUAUUUGACCCCAUAGGAUUUGCUGCACCAGUGAUUGUUAGAGCAAAGAUAGGUAUGCAGAAAUUGUGGCAGAGAGGCUACAACUGGGACGAUCAUCUUUCACCAGAAGAAGAUGCUGAAUGGAGGCUUCUGUUUGAGGAAAUGAAAGGAUUGAAUGGAGUAUCACUAGAAAGAUGCCUUACUCCUCCUGAUGCUCAAGGCAAGCCAGUGUUGUGCAUUUUCUCUGAUGCUUCCGAAAUUGCAUAUGGUGCUUGUGCAUACCUGAGAUGGCAAACCAGAGAUGACAGGUAUGAGACUCGCUUCAUUGCAUCAAAGUCAAAGGUAGCACCGUUAAAGGCAUUGACAAUACCGAGAUUGGAAUUACAAGCUGCCGUGUUAGCUGCCAGACUUUACAAGUCAAUCACCGAAGAGAUGAGACUAUAG